Messenger RNA from Callorhinchus milii (elephant shark), 1802 nucleotides. Its product is annotated as adhesion G protein-coupled receptor E3-like. Gene Ontology annotation, cellular component: membrane. The record is from RefSeq and is a predicted model, not a curated record. Gene Ontology annotation, biological process: adenylate cyclase-activating G protein-coupled receptor signaling pathway; cell surface receptor signaling pathway. Gene Ontology annotation, molecular function: G protein-coupled receptor activity. NCBI's taxonomy places the organism in Eukaryota, Metazoa, Chordata, Chondrichthyes, Chimaeriformes, Callorhinchidae. The annotation marks the transcript as partial. The transcript is spliced from 9 exons.
AUUUCGGCCGCUCUGAGCAACCGCCAGAGCGACCCACUGCCUGAGGCUGUCAACUUCACCCUGAAACACAAGCAGGAGCCUGAAGCGGGAGAGACAUUAGUCUGUGUUUACUGGAACCAUUCAGCGAAUGGGAGUCACUGGUCACCCCGAGGCUGUGAGUUGACACAUUGCAAUCAAACCCACACCAGCUGUAAAUGCCAGCACCUGUCCAGCUUUUCUUUGUUGAUGGCCUUCAACCGGGAGUUGCAGGAUUCUUCAUCAGACAAGGCUCAGCGCGUUAUUACCUACGUGGGGAUCACCGUUUCCCUCGUGUGCUUGGGCACCACCAUCAUUACUUUCCUUGUCUCCUCCAAGGUGAAGAAUGUGAUAACAGCCACCCACACCCAGCUGUGUGUCAGCCUGUUCCUGGCAGAGCUGCUCUUUCUCACAGGGAUCAACAGCACCAGCAACAGGGUGCUGUGUGGGAUCAUCGCUGGUUGUCUCCAUUACCUGUUCCUGGCGGCAUUCGCUUGGAUGUCUUUGGAAUCAGUGCAGCUUUACCUGAUGGUCCGAAACCUGAAGAAGAUGAGGUUGGCUGGUACUCACCGCCCCGGAGGGCUGCUGUACACACUGGGGUAUGUGCCACCCGCAGUCCUGGUGGUUAUAUGUGCCGCAGUGUACCCCCGUGGCUAUGGAUCACACAGCAACUGCUGGUUACAGGUAGAGAAGGGCUUUGUGUGGACGUUCCUUGGGCCAAUCUAUUUGAUGAUUCUGGUCAACACAGGUCUGUUCAUGGCCACACUUGUCACCUUGAAAGACGUGCUUUCCCAUCGUGAUGUUGAAGUCUCAAAGAUCAAAGACACGAGGAUGCUGGCGUUUAAAGCCGUGGGGCAGGUGUUUGUCCUGGGCUGUACCUGGAUCCUGGGAGCGUUUCACUUCCGGAAGGAAACGGUGGUCAUGGCUUAUUUAUUCACCAUCGUCAACAGCUUCCAGGGCGUCUUUAUCUUCAUCCUCCUGUGUCUGCUAAAUCGCAAGGUGAGGGCUGAAUAUCGUGGGUGGUUCACUGCCGUGCGGAAGAUGAGGUUCAAGUCAGAACCUGCCGGCAUCCCCUUGACACUCACUUCGGUAAGUGGUACCUCCACAGGACUGACACAUACACAAACCCAGGACCAGAGCUGAGCCUUUCUGGACAGCAAUAUCAAUGGAUGAACCCUGAUUGGAUGAGGAGCUGGAGGUGCAGUGACUACACACAAUGAUCUACUGUCAGACCGUGUGAGGGGACCACAUUGUAGAUAAGCUCCGUCACCCUCUACAGCAUCUGGCCUGACUGGCCUCGACCAUCCAGGGAAUCAAGCCUGGACUAUCCUGCUCAGCGUAUGUCACCCCCACCCCACCCCACACCCCACCCCACACACUUGCACAUUAACCCAGCACUUGUCACGUGAGAACAAACACGAAGGGGAGUGGAAAUCUGGAGCUCUUUCCCUCUCUCAAAGGGUUUCAAAUUCUGGAUUAAAAUUUUGAAGACUGAGGUGGACAGAUGUUCUGUUUGGAUCAGUGUAUCGAGGCAUAUGGGGCAAAGGGGGUUGGAGUUGGGGUACAGAUCAGCCACGGUCUAAUAGUACGGCAGAAUAGGCUCAAGGGGCUGAAUGGCCCACUCCUGUUCCCAUGUUCCUCAACGCCGAAUGAAGCGCUUAUGCAUAAUGUAAUUGAUUAGAAAUGUGGUUAUCGUUGUUAUAGAGGCAGAAUGUUGCAGCUGAUCUAAUGCGCAAUACAUUUUAUACUUCCACAACGCCUUUCGUGUCAGGAGGACAUCACAAAGU